Messenger RNA from Cucumis melo (muskmelon), 1159 nucleotides. RefSeq lists its product as uncharacterized. Gene Ontology annotation, molecular function: RNA binding. The transcript is spliced from 5 exons. The coding region runs from base 380 to 970 and encodes 196 amino acids. The record is from RefSeq and is a predicted model, not a curated record. NCBI's taxonomy places the organism in Eukaryota, Viridiplantae, Streptophyta, Magnoliopsida, Cucurbitales, Cucurbitaceae.
UUAAUUUCAAUUUGAAAAAGAGAGAAAAAAAAAAAAAAAAUUUAAAGUCAAAGGUCCAAAGUCCUAUUUUUUCUCCGAAUUGGUUCAUUUAUCCAAAACCAAAACCAAAACGUAGUGGGUUAUAUUUACGUAUAAAAAAUCUCCCCGCUAACUUCUCUCCCUCGUAGAGCUUCCAGCCGCUUCAAACCUCAGGCGACAUCAGCGAAUAAACCCACGCAAUCGAUUUCGAAGUACCGCUGUUUUCAAGCUUGGAGGUCUCUGCUUCCGGCGGCUGCACACGCUUCAUUCGGCCCUCAUACGGAUUGCCCAUAUCCUCUUCUGUUCGAUUUUGUGAAAUCAAAUACAAUCAAUUCACUUUUCGACUCUUUUUGGUACGACCAUGUCAGGAGGGUCUAAUUCAUGCACCGUUUACGUUGGGAACUUGGACGAAAGGGUUAGUGAUAGGGUUCUUUAUGACAUUCUAAUCCAAGCUGGGCGGGUAGUGGACUUGCACAUUCCUCGGGAUAAGGAUUCUGGUAUACCCAAAGGUUUUGCUUUUGCAGUAUAUGAAAGUGAGGAGAUUGCCAACUAUGCUGUUAAGCUUUUCUCUGGCCUCGUGUCUCUUCAUAGCCGUAUCCUGAAGUUUGCAGUAUCUGGGCAAGACAAGUCUUCACCUACUAAUAGUGCAGUCACUUCAUCAUCAAAUGUAUCUCAUAAAUCAAGGUCGCAUGGUUACUCUAAUGAAAUAUCUCAGUAUUCCAAUCACCCGUCAACAUCGUGCAGAACGUACCCUGAAAACCAUGUACAAGCGCUUCUUUACCUUGGUUUAGUUAACCAAUAUAAUGGGUAUGCGUCACAUAUGGAUAACUACAAUAAAGAAUACAGUCAGAGAUAUGGUGGAACAACUUUGGAUAGCUUUAAGCAACCUAAAUCACGCCGCAAUGUUACGAGUUAUCCAGUAUACUAUCCUUCUUAUGAUCUUUUGAAGUAAGGUAGGCGCAGCUAGCGCCUUCCAUUUUGGUUAAUCUUAAAUGGUAAUUUAAAUCUUGUAUCGCUUAGUUGGAUGCAAAUGGGUUAAUAGUCAUUUUGUAGGUGUGCACAUGUCCAUAUGAUUUUGGACGUGUCGUUAUAGUUGAUAUGCUAAUUAAAGUAUUGUAGUGAAGAGGCUCGUUUCCUUUUC